Molecule: messenger RNA, 3798 nt
Organism: Hevea brasiliensis (rubber tree)
Lineage: Eukaryota; Viridiplantae; Streptophyta; Magnoliopsida; Malpighiales; Euphorbiaceae
Product: receptor-like protein EIX2
Exons: 5
Coding region: 1-3798 (1265 amino acids)
Cellular component (GO): plasma membrane
Molecular function (GO): protein binding
Source: RefSeq, a predicted model, not a curated record
AUGGUCCAAGACCAGCUGCACCUUCUGUUGACACAAGGCUUUGUACUUUUUGUGGGAAGCCAAGAUGAUGAUCCUACUGUUGUUGUUCAGCAUUCUGAAGGUACUCCUAUUAGUCAAUCCCAAGGGAGUCUUGGUAAUAUUCCUGGUUUUGGUUUCAUUCAAGAUCAAUACCAAGUUGUUACCAAUGAUCUACCAGGUACUCUUUAUCCCUUAGAGUCUGUCAUUUCAUAUUCUCAUCUUUCUCCUACACAUAAACAUUUUGUUCUCUCUAUUACUGCUCAAGACAAACCUAAAACUUUUCAACAAGCUGUAAAACAUGAUUGUUGGAGAAAGGCUUUGCAGGCUGAAAUCCAGGCUCUUAAGGAAAAUAAAACUUGGAAUAUUACUGAGUUACCUACUUGCAAAACUCCAAUGGGUUACAAAUGGGUUUUUAAGAUCAAAUAUAAGGCGGAUGGGACAAUUGAAAGGCAUAAUGCACAUUUAGUUGCAAAAGGGUACUUCAGCAAGAGGAAAACUUCAACAAAUAUUAUAGUGCUUCUUGUUUAUGUCGAGGAUGUCAUCCUAGCUGGCACUAAUCUUGUAGAGAUUAAUGGAGUAAAAGCCUUUCUUGACCAUAAAUUUAGAAUUAAAGACCUUGAAAAUUUAAAAUUUUUCCUUGGCCUUGAAGUGACUAGAACUUCUUCUGGUAUCAUUUUAAGUAAGAGAAAGUAUGCCCUUGAUAUACUCCCUGAUGUAGGCUUCUUGGAUUCCAAACCGACUCUUACACCAAUGGACAACAAGUUGAAACUUAGUCAAUCAGCAGGUGAUCCUCUCAUUGACAUUCAACAGUAUGGAAGACUUGUUGAAUUAAUUUGUGGUGAGGUUGCUCAAUUGGUGCACUGCAAUGCAGCUGAGAGAGAGGCUCUUCUUGACCUCAAAAUGGGUCUUAAUGAUAGCUGGAGUCGGCUUUCCUCAUGGCAUGGAACCAAUUGCUGUCAAUGGUCAGGAAUAGCUUGUCACAAUACAACUGGUGCUGUUCUCGUAGUUGAUCUCCCAAAUUCAUCAGGUCGUCAGCCAUUAGGUGGGGAGAUUAGACCUUCACUUGCAAAACUCAAGUCCUUGAAACAUCUGGAUUUAAGUGGGAACAAUUUCGCUGGUAAAAUUCCUCAUUUCUUGUCCUCUUUGGAGAACUUGCAAUAUCUAAACCUGUCAUAUGCUGGGUUUAGUGGUGCAAUUCCUCCAAAUCUUGGAAACCUCUCUAGCUUGCAGUUCCUUGAUGUCUCUUAUUGGGGUUUAACUGUUGAUAAUCUUGAAUGGUUGAGCGGUCUUCUUUCACUAAAAUAUUUGGCAAUGAAUUCUGUACACCUUUCAAAGUUAGGAGGAGAAUGGAUUGAGCCAUUAAACAAGCUUCCACUUUUAUCUGAGUUGCACUUAGAAUAUUGUGGUUUAUCUGGUUUCUCCUAUUCUCUUCCUUCUCUUAAUUUUACUUCGCUUAAAGUCCUAAACCUUCAGGGCAGCCUCUUCAAGGCUAAGUUGCCAACUUGGCUUGCGAACAUUAGCAGCCUUGUAUCUGUUGACAUCGGAAAUAGCUGGUUGACUGGAAGGAUUCCACUUGGUUUUGGUGAAUUACCAAAUUUGCAGUCAUUGAAGCUUAAUUAUAAUUUGAAACUCUCAGCAAGUUGCUUCCAACUAUUUGCAAGAAGCUGGAAAAAGAUACAAAUUCUUGAUUUAUCUAUCACUGGGUUACAUGGUAGACUUCCUACUCUUCUUGGAAAUAUGACAUCUCUCAUUCAUUUUGAUUUACACUUCAAUUAUAUUGACGGUGGGAUUCCAAGCUCCAUUGGCAAGCUUUCUAAUUUGCAGUACAUUGACUUGUCUUUAAACAACCUGACCGGAAGUUUACCGGACUCAAUUGGCCAUCUCAAGAAUCUUGUCGAACUCCGGUUGCACAGUAACUUGCUCCAAGGUUCCAUUCCUUCUUCUAUUGGAAACUUACAGCGUUUGACUACCCUCACGCUUGCGUCAAAUAAGCUAAAUGGUACUCUGCCUGCUAGCAUUGGACUGCUCUCUGAGUUGUCUUCCCUUCAUGUUUCUCUCAAUAAAUUGACAGGUGUUAUUUCAGAAGCACAUUUUCGUAGGCUGGGGAAACUGGAGAAAAUUGGUCUAUCAGAAAAUUCUUUCAUUCUAAAUGUCAGCUCCAACUGGGUCCCUCCUUUCCAAGUCAUUUUCUUGCAGAUGGGUUCAUGCCAUCUGGGUCCAUCCUUCCCUUCUUGGCUUAGAUCUCAAAAACAGGUCCAAGUUUUAGAUUUCUCAGGGGCUGGUAUUUCCGGUUCUAUCCCAAAAUGGUUCUGGGGCAUGACUAGCAUUCUAGCCUUUUUGAAUGUUUCUUUCAAUAGUUUAGAGGGUCAUAUACCAAAUCCAUUCAAUGUAACUUCCUAUGCAAAUGUUGAUUUGAGCUCCAACCAAUUCAAAGGACCCAUUCCUCUUCCAAAUGUCUUCUUACUAGAUCUUUCUAAUAACCAGUUUUCAGGUAGUAUACCAGAAAAUAUUGGUCAAGUCAUGUCAAUGUUGUCAUUUCUUUCACUUUCUGGUAACGAGUUGACCGGUGCAAUCCCAGUCUCAAUCGGAGAGAUAUCGCUCGAUGUCCUUGAUCUCUCAAAAAAUAACUUGGCAGGAAGCAUUCCUUCAAGCAUAGGAAAUUGUUCUUCUCUCACUGUUCUAGACCUUCAAAAAAACAAUUUGUCUGGUGGGAUUCCAAACUCUAUAGGUCAGAUAACUGGGCUUCAAACACUUCACUUGAGCAACAACCAACUCUCAGGAAAAAUUCCAUCAUCUCUUCAAAAUUUGUCAAAGUUGGAAACUUUAGACUUCGGAAACAACAUGUUGACAGGAAAUUUACCACGAUGGAUUGGAGAAGAUUUUCCGCGUCUCAGGAUACUUAGUCUCAGGUCAAAUAAAUUUUCUGGAGAACUUCCCUUGGCACUUUCAAAUUUGAGUUCCCUGCAAAUUUUGGAUCUGGCGGAAAACCAAUUAAAUGGUUCCAUUCCUGCUAACUUGAGCAAUCUUAAAGGCUUGACUCGACAGCAGAACGUUAACCAUUAUUUGCUUUAUGGAACUCUUUCUGAACAUCACAAUUACCAAGAGAACAUAUAUGUGACCAUAAAUGGCCUUGAAUUAAUGUACACUAGGACUCUUUCCCUGCUAACCAGUAUAGAUAUGUCUGGAAACAAUUUCAGUGGAGAACUUCCUGAAGCAAUAACAAAAUUAGUUGGUUUGGAAGUUUUGAAUCUAUCAAGAAACCACAUCAGUGGCCAGAUUCCUAAGAGCAUUUCAGAAUUGCGUCAGUUGUUAUCUCUUGAUCUCUCAGGCAAUAGGCUUUCAGGUCCUAUUCCCCAAAGCAUAUCUUCAUUGACAUUUCUGGGGAAUUUGAAUGUGUCAAACAAUAACUUGUCAGGCAUAAUACCUUCUACAAAUCAGAUGUCAACUUUUAAUGCAUCCUCUUUUGCUGGGAACCCUGGUCUAUGUGGAGAUCCUCUUACGGUGAAGUGUUCGAAUGAUUCAAACAAUGGAGGUGACAAUUAUCCAGAUGGUGGAGGGAAGGCAGAUCAGGCUGACAAUGGCAAUGGCUUCAUCGAUAAAUGGUUUUACAUGAGCAUUGGGGUGGGAUUUGCAGCAGGUUUAUUGCUUCCUUAUUUAGUUUUUGCAAUGAAAAGGUCUUGGGGUGGAGUGUACUUUGCAUUUGUGGAUGGAACUGCUUAUAGAUUGUCAAGUGAGAAAAUGAAAGCAGCUACAAGAAGAAGAAAUCGUGGGGCACGCUGA